Messenger RNA from Aspergillus niger, 975 nucleotides. RefSeq lists its product as uncharacterized. Gene Ontology annotation, cellular component: Dsc E3 ubiquitin ligase complex. The transcript is spliced from 2 exons. The coding region runs from base 1 to 975 and encodes 324 amino acids. The record is from RefSeq and is a predicted model, not a curated record. Gene Ontology annotation, biological process: protein processing; SREBP signaling pathway. Lineage: Eukaryota; Fungi; Ascomycota; Eurotiomycetes; Eurotiales; Aspergillaceae.
AUGACCACUCCGGACGUCUAUCGAGAUGCGGAAUACAUCGCUGACGUGUCCGGCAUCAUCGACCCUUAUGGCGGCGCCAGCGCCAACUCCACCAGCCGCACCGAGCGCCUGAGAAAGGUGCAGACGGCCGCGAAAGUCGCGUUCAUUGACCGACUUCUCCGCGACCUAGAUAUCCUUAUUUACUGUGAGCUUUCAGCGUUGUAUUAUAUGGACUGCUCGAUAAUUCUCUUCGCCCUCCGCGCCAUAAUCCAACUCAUCUUCUUCACACCCAAAGCACCCCCCUUCGACCCUACGAGAAACCAACCCUUCGUCGGCGCUAUCCUGGGUAGUAACCUCUUCUGCAUGAUCUUUCAUAGAUUCUUCACUAGACCCGAAGCCAGCGAAUCGACGCGCGGAUACCUGCAUGGUGGGAUCUUGAUUGAUUUUAUUGGACAGAAAACGCCUAUCCCGUUCGCUAGACUUCUUUUCCUGGAUUGCCUCAUUUUGUUUCUGGAUCUGGUCAUGUUGGGGUUGAUCGUUGAGCGGGUAAAGACAGUAGAGGUUACUGCAAGUACGCCGGUUGAGACCACGCCCGAGGGGGAGGAAGAGCGACAGGAUCACGAUCUGGAGGAGAGGGGGUUGCGAGGGAGUGGGCCUUCUACGAGAUCGUCGACGCGGACAUUGGAGGAUGAUGAAGAUGGGGAGACGAUUGAGUUGGGUGAGAUGGAGAGGACGCAGUUGUUGGCUGAUCCGGAGGAGGGAGGGAGGAAUGCACAGCACGCCCAUCCUAUGGAUACGUUUGUGUCAGGUCAGGCAGUGAUCAUGGAUAUGGGAUUGGUUGACCUUGUUCGUGAUCAGUGGCGGCACAGCCCUGCGACAGCGCGGCGGACGACACCGUACGUGCCCUCUGAUCAGACCGCGGCGUUCUUGAGAGAGCGGUUUGGCAUUCGAGUUGGCGCAGAUGGGCGCAUGGAGCGGAUCGGAACGGAGGCGUGA